AUGAAACUGGUGCAAAGGUUUUGGACGACCGUUACGGGUCUUUUGAACAUUAUUACGUUCUCUCCAUUUCAUCCUGACUCGGCUCGCAAUCAACAAAUUCCCUUCCUCGAUCACGAUGUGCUUAGCGUUCGCGGUCCAAGUUUCAAGGCUCCAGGUCGUCUGAGAGGAACCAACGAGACAUUCACUUGUGAAUACCCAAAGAUGAAAGGAUGGGUGCCAUGUUCUACUCCCCAAGAUCGAACAUGCUGGCUUCACAAUCCCACCACGGGUGCAAACUUCAGUAUAUACUCAGAUUACGAGUCAAUCGACGAGACCCCUCUCGGCAUAACAAGAUACUACAAUAUGACCGUUGGUGGCCCCACAUCAAUCAAUGUCGACGGUGAAGACUUCGACUACGCACAACUCUUUGACGGGAAGUUCCCCGGGCCCUGGAUUCAAGCCUGCUGGGGAGACCGAAUCGUUGUGAACGUAUCCGUUUCGGAAGACUUCCCAGAGGGCACGAGCAUCCAUUGGCAUGGUUUGAGACAAUUGAACACAACUCAUAUGGGUCAUGGAGUGCCUGGUAUAUCGCAGUGCCCAAUAGCCCCUGGCAGCUAUUUUGUCUAUAACUUUACAGCCAUGCAAUAUGGAUCUUCUUGGUACCAUUCGCACUAUUCUCUACAAUACGCGAAUGGACUAUUGGGGCCAUUGACCAUACAUGGCCCGUCCAUAGCUCCUUACGACGAAGCACCGGCAAAGCCGCUUUUCAUUAGCGACUGGAACCACAACGAUGCAAAUGCUCGAAAAGGUGACUUAAAUGCGACUGUCCUGCUUGGCGGUAUUGGCAACCUCACGAGAAACUACCCGACUGCCAUUCCAACGGAAUUCCAUGACCCGUUUAACUUGACUUUCAUCGGUGGCAAGAAAUACCUGCUCAGAGUCAUUAAUACGGCUUAUAACUCAGCGUUCCUGUUUACCAUCGAUAACCAUCUCCUCAACGUUGUCAGUGCUGACUUCGUACCAAUCAACAACUACACAACAGACUCAACCGUGGUCCAGAUCGGACAAAGGUACAAUGUUAUUGUUGAAGCUAACCCACAAAAUCUAACGGAAAGUUCCGUGUCCAACUUCUGGAUCAGAACUUACAUUAUGCAAGAUUGUAGAGGAAAUCCAGACAUUAUCGAUAGAGAAAAUUACAUGAAGACAGGAAUCAUUCGAUAUGAUGAGUCAAAUAUGGCGGACCCGAAUACCGAGCCUUGGGCGGACAUAGAUUUCAACACAUGCAGAGAUGAGACUGGUCCGACCGGCGAAGGUCUAUCCCCAGUCCUGCAAUGGUUCCCAGAUGCUCCAAGCAAUCCAACUGAACCUACGCGUAUCGUUCAAUUCAUGCACACUCCUCCCAGCAUCGCUCCAUAUCCACAUGCCAUUUUCGCGCUUGAAACAUCUGAGGAGAAAGAAUUUUUACCGCUGCGCGUCGACUGGCAGAACAUUACGUUUCUCAACCUGGACAAUGACGGAGGCUGGCCAACGUCCUGGAUCGUUCUUCCUGAGGAUUAUACCUCGAGUAGCUGGGUUUACUUAACACUAUCUAACCCAGGUGAACCACAUCCGAUUCAUCUACACGGACACGACUUCGCCGUCUUAUAUCAAGGAACGAAUUACUCAGGUCCCAGUCAGUUGAACUUGAAUAAUCCCCCACGACGCGAUGUGGUCAACCUGCCCGCUGUCGACACCGCAACUGGAAAACCUGGAACCGUCAUCAUCGCAUUUAAGUCGGAUAACCCUGGCCCUUGGCUGAUGCACUGCCACAUUGCAGACCAUGCCUCUGGAGGUCUUGCUCUGCAGAUCAUGGAAGACAGAGAGGCUGCAAACGAGAUUUGGAAGCCGGGAGACUCUCCCGCGUUAAAUGCUGCAGGCUGCCUCUGCGACGCAUGGAAGACAUGGUGCGCAAAGUUCGGCGCUGCAGGAUGUAAUACAACUACCUUCCAGACCGAUUCUGGAGUCUAG
Molecule: messenger RNA, 1986 nt
Organism: Verruconis gallopava
Lineage: Eukaryota; Fungi; Ascomycota; Dothideomycetes; Venturiales; Sympoventuriaceae
Exons: 6
Coding region: 1-1986 (661 amino acids)
Molecular function (GO): copper ion binding; oxidoreductase activity
Source: RefSeq, a predicted model, not a curated record